Molecule: messenger RNA, 2057 nt
Organism: Punica granatum (pomegranate)
Lineage: Eukaryota; Viridiplantae; Streptophyta; Magnoliopsida; Myrtales; Lythraceae
Source: RefSeq, a predicted model, not a curated record
AGACCCAGUGGGUGGCCAGAGUUGCCCCUUACAUGGGUGCAUGUGCACCCGGUUCAUCUUAUAUCCUCUUCGGUUCCUGACUACUAUUUAAAGAGACCCCUUCCCGCCAUUUGCACUCUGCUGCCGGUUCAUUCAUCACCGUCGUCGUCGAUCCUUCAAAUCGGCAAGCUCUCUUCAGUCUCCAGUCCACACCAGGCUCAAUUCGAUUGCUGUUGGGAGAGCGGAGAUUCUCAUUAGUGCCAGAUAUGUCGAAUAUUACGGUCUGUGCGAGGUUUAGGCCUCUGAGUUCGAGAGAGCGGCGUGAUUAUGGAGAUUCAAUCUGCAUUCAACGCAUCGAUGAUGAGACCUUCUCUCUCAAGGAUGAAAAGGAAGGUGAUUUUAAGUUCACCUUUGAUAGGGUUUUCUACGAAACAUCAGAGCAAGUUGAUGUCUAUACCUUUCUGGCUCGUCCCAUUGUUCGAGAUGCUAUGAAAGGAAUAAAUGGGACAAUCAUUACUUACGGGCAGACAGGGGCUGGGAAGACGUAUAGCAUGGAGGGAGUGAACAUCCUUGAUUGCGAUGAACAGAAGAAAGGGCUUCUUUCAAGGGUCAUAGAUGGCUUUUUUGAAGAUAUUAGCUCCUCUGGUGAAUCUAUCAAAUAUACUAUCAAGUUGUCCAUGGUAGAGAUUUACAUGGGGAAAGUAAGAGACUUGUUUGAUCUCUCAAAAGACAACAUACAAAUAAAGGAGAGCAAAUCUGAAGGAAUUUUAUUAUAUGGAGUCACUAAGAUACCUCUGCUAGACCCUGCUGAAGCGUUGCAAAAACUAUCUCAUGGCUUAGACAACAGAGCAGUUGGAGAGACGCAGAUGAAUAUGGGAAGCAGCAGAAGCCACAGCCUAUAUAUAUUCACAAUCCAGCAGGAAAUGAACAAAGAUAUCAGGGGAAAAUAUGGAAAACUAAUCCUUGUGGAUUUAGCGGGGUCUGAGAAACUAGAGAAAACGGGAGCUGAAGGUAGGGCUUUUGAAGAAGCUAAGACAAUCAACAAGUCUCUCUCAGCCCUUGGGAAUGUUGUAUGUGCUUUGACUUGUGGUCCGACUGGGAGAGGCAACCACAUUCCAUAUCGCGAUUCCAAGCUCACACGGAUCCUACAAGACGCACUAGGAGGUAACUCUCGUACAGCACUGCUAUGUUGUUGCUCUCCUAGUCCCUCAAAUGCAGCAGAGACUCUAUCCACCCUACGGUUCGGUGCCAGGGCAAAGCACAUAAAAGCAUCACCUAAUAUUGAAUCCAAUGAAGACAAACAUGCGAAAGUACUCAUUGCACCUUCCCCAACAGAAGAUGAUUCACGCGACAGAACUCUGGACAAGGUGAGGGUACAAUUACACGCUGAAGAAGUGAAUUGGCUCCAGGAGUUGUCCAUUGUGCAGACAACUUUAUCUCAUCCUAAUCCAGCUGAGGACUCGGAUUCUGAUUCUGAAGGUGUCAUGAUAUGUACCAUUGUUUCAGCGAGACAUGCCAUGGAAGAGCUUGCAACUGGAGUUGAGCAGCUCAAGCAUUCAACCAAGGAACUCAGGAGAACAAUUGAAGUUGCUGAGAGGCUUGUAGCACAUGAAAAUGCUGUAAAUGCUGCACAGCAUGUGUGCUUUCUGGAGAAGAUGCUGAACCGUCUAAUGCGCCUUGUUGCAUGGUUUGGACCUUAGGUAGUAAGUCACUUACCCAUACUAAAGGACCUCCUGAAUGAAUACAUUGUAGUCUCUUCAAUGCUAACGAAUGGCGUAAAGAUGAGGAAUACAUUCACUUUUGCAAGUUCAAAAGUAUCGGGAAUGCACUUUUCCUUUGCGAUCUGAUAGAAGGAAUUUGGGUUGUUUUCAUCAGAUGGUCACUCGAGAUUUAAACCUUUACUCCCCCAAGAUUGCCAACCCAUCCUGAGCUUGAGUCAAGGUUACGUCCAGCACUCCUUUUUCUUACACCUCUUUCUUUUUCGAUGUAACCAUCUUGCAGUAUCAGUUUGUGUACGGUAUUAAUUGCAAUGUAUCGGUGCAAUCUUGCGAUAUGUUGAACACGGGCCAUUCAUGAAA